Messenger RNA from Ochotona princeps (American pika), 5646 nucleotides. RefSeq names its product regulating synaptic membrane exocytosis 1 (gene RIMS1). NCBI's taxonomy places the organism in Eukaryota, Metazoa, Chordata, Mammalia, Lagomorpha, Ochotonidae. Gene Ontology annotation, cellular component: presynaptic membrane; cytoskeleton of presynaptic active zone. Gene Ontology annotation, biological process: regulation of synaptic plasticity; calcium ion-regulated exocytosis of neurotransmitter; positive regulation of synaptic transmission. The transcript is spliced from 34 exons. Gene Ontology annotation, molecular function: small GTPase binding; transmembrane transporter binding. The record is from RefSeq and is a predicted model, not a curated record.
GGGUGGAUGCAAACAACCAUGAAAGCCUGGGCUCGGGCUCUCCCCAGCUCCUCCGCCGCCGCCACCGCCGCCGCUCCUCCUCCCCUGACUGCCACCGCCGCCGCCGCCGCCGCCGCCGCCCGGAGGGCUCGGCUGUGAGGGGAAGCAGGGGCGCUGCCGCUGGGCGUGCAUCCGAAAGGUGAGAGCCAGCUGCCAGCGGAGGGGGCGGGCAGGCCACCAAGAUGUCCUCGGCCGUGGGGCCCCGCGGUCCUCGCCCACCUACGGUGCCUCCCCCGAUGCAAGACCUGCCCGACCUGAGCCACCUGACCGAAGAGGAGAGGAACAUUAUCAUGGCAGUGAUGGACCGGCAGAAGGAAGAGGAGGAGAAGGAAGAAGCCAUGCUCAAGUGUGUUGUCAGGGACAUGGCGAAGCCUGCUGCCUGCAAAACACCAAGAAAUGCUGAAAACCAGCCCCACCAACCUUCACCGUGAGUAUGGCAUUGUGUAUGUUAUCCAAGGAAGCAAUCAACUCAUGAAGGUGAACCGUGCAGGAAUUUGAGAUUGCAUCAACAGUUUGAAAGUUACAAGGAACAAGUGAGAAAAAUAGGGGAAGAAGCACGGCGUUACCAGGGUGAGCACAAAGAUGAUGCUCCUACGUGCGGAAUUUGCCAUAAAACAAAGUUUGCUGAUGGGUGCGGCCAUCUCUGUUCGUAUUGCCGCACCAAGUUUUGUGCCAGAUGUGGAGGCCGCGUGUCUCUUCGAUCAAACAACGAGGACAAAGUGGUUAUGUGGGUAUGCAAUUUAUGUCGAAAGCAGCAAGAAAUUUUAACCAAAUCUGGGGCAUGGUUCUUUGGAAGUGGCCCUCAGCAAGCGAGUCAGGAUGGAACCCUGAGUGAUACUGCUACAGGUGCCGGUUCUGAGGUCCCAAGAGAAAAGAAAGCACGACUCCAAGAGCGGUCACGAUCGCAGACACCCCUGAGCACAGCAGCUGUCUCCUCGCAGGAUGCCACUCCUCCAAGUGGACCACCAGACAGGAGAAAAGGGGCUGAGCCUGUGCAGCAAGCCAUUGGGCCCGAACAGAAGCAGACUUCAUCCAGGUCUAAAAGUGAACCUCCCAGAGAGAGGAAGAAGGCGCCAGGACUGUCAGAGCCAAACGGCAAAGGGGCCCAGAAGAGCGAACGCAAACGGGUGCCAAAGACCCCUGUGCAGCCCGGGGACGGGGCAGUGGAGGAGCGGGAGAGGAAAGAAAGGCGGGAAGGCCGAAGGCUGGAGAAAGGGAGAUCGCAGGACUACCCCGACGUGCCGGAGAAGCGAGAGGAGGGCAAACCGGCGGACCAGGAGAAGCAGAGGAAGGAGGAGGAGUACCAGACCAGGUACCGCAGCGACCCGAACCUGGCGCGGUACCCAGUGAAACCGCCGCCCGAUGAGCAGCAGAUGCGCAUGCACGCCCGGGUGUCCCGCGCUAGGCACGAGCGGCGCCACAGCGACGUGGCGCUCCCGCGCACCGAGGCCACCGCCGCGCCACCCGAGAGCAAGGCCGGCAAGCGCGCGCCGGCGGCCGCCAGGGCCUCGCCGCCGGACUCGCCGCGGGCCUACCAGGCUGAGAGGUCGGUGGAGGCCAGGGCGCCGGGGGCAAAGCCGCUCACGAACCACAGCCCGCCGGCGCCCAGGCAUGGGCCGGUCGCCACAGAAGCCCCCGAGCUCAAAGCGCAGGAGCCCCUCAGGAAGCAGGGCCGCCUGGACCCCGGCUCGGCCGUCCUCAUCCGGAAAGCCAAGCGCGAGAAGGUGGAGACCAUGCUGCGGAACGACUCCCUGAGCUCCGACCAGUCGGAGUCGGUGCGGCCGUCCCCGCCCAAGCCGCACCGGGCCAAGCGGGGCGGCAAGAAGCGGCAGAUGUCGGUGAGCAGCUCGGAAGAGGAGGGCGUGUCGACGCCCGAGUACACUAGCUGCGAGGAUGUGGAGCUCGAGAGCGAGAGCGUCAGCGAGAAAGGUGACUUGGAUUAUUACUGGUUGGAUCCUGCUACGUGGCAUAGUCGGGAAACAUCCCCUAUUAGUUCGCAUCCUGUAACGUGGCAACCAUCUAAAGAAGGGGACCGAUUGAUUGGACGUGUUAUUCUUAACAAGAGAACAACCAUGCCCAAAGAAUCAGGUGCAUUACUGGGUCUGAAAGUUGUCGGAGGAAAAAUGACUGACUUGGGACGCCUUGGUGCUUUCAUCACCAAAGUAAAGAAGGGUAGCCUAGCAGAUGUAGUUGGACAUCUAAGAGCAGGGGAUGAAGUUCUAGAAUGGAAUGGUAAACCCCUGCCGGGAGCUACAAAUGAAGAAGUUUACAACAUUAUUUUAGAAUCAAAAUCAGAACCUCAAGUUGAAAUUAUUGUUUCAAGGCCUAUUGGUGACAUUCCCCGGAUUCCUGAGAGCUCCCAUCCUCCAUUGGAGUCCAGUUCCAGUUCCUUUGAAUCUCAGAAGAUGGAGAGGCCUUCCAUUUCUGUUAUUUCUCCAACAAGUCCUGGAGCUCUAAAAGAUGCCCCACAAGUCUUACCAGGGCAGCUUUCUGUGAAGCUAUGGUACGAUAAAGUGGGGCACCAACUGAUUGUAAAUGUCUUGCAAGCAACAGAUCUACCCCCUAGAGUUGAUGGGCGUCCCCGGAAUCCCUAUGUAAAAAUGUAUUUUCUUCCAGAUAGAAGUGAUAAAAGCAAAAGGAGGACCAAAACGGUGAAGAAAGUGCUAGAACCGAAAUGGAAUCAAACCUUUGUGUAUUCACAUGUGCAUCGUAGGGAUUUUAGAGAGCGAAUGCUAGAAAUCACUGUGUGGGAUCAACCCAGAGUGCAAGAAGAGGAAAGCGAAUUUCUUGGAGAGAUCCUUAUAGAGUUAGAAACAGCACUUUUAGAUGAUGAACCACACUGGUAUAAACUUCAGACCCAUGAUGAAUCCUCACUACCUCUGCCUCAGCCAUCACCUUUCAUGCCAAGGCGACACGUUCAUGGAGAAAGCUCUAGCAAGAAGCUACAAAGAUCUCAGCGAAUCAGUGAUAGUGACAUCUCAGAUUAUGAGAUUGAUGAUGGUAUUGGAGUAGUUCCUCCAGGUGCUUAUAGGUCUAGUGCUAGAGAAAGUAAAUCUACAACAUUAACUGUGCCAGAGCAGCAAAGAACAACUCAUCACCGCUCACGUUCAGUGUCUCCUCACCGCGGCGAUGAUCAGGGAAGGCCGCGUUCACGUUUACCAAAUGUGCCAUUACAGAGGAGUUUAGAUGAAAUCCAUCCAACAAGAAGGUCCCGUUCUCCAACCAGACACCAUGAUGCCUCCAGAAGUCCAGUUGAUCAUAGAUCCAGAGAUGUGGAUAGUCAGUAUUUAUCAGAACAAGACAGUGAGCUUCUUAUGCUGCCCAGAGCAAAACGAGGACGAAGUGCAGAAUGCCUACAUACUACCAGUGAACUGCAGCCCUCCCUUGACAGGGCUAGGAGUGCUAGUACCAACUGCUUGAGACCAGAUACUAGUUUGCAUUCACCAGAACGAGAAAGGCAGCCCAGAAAGUCUGAAAGAUCUAGCAUCCAAAAACAGACUAGGAAAGGCACUGCCUCUGAUGCAGAAAGAAUGCACCGACAAGGAAGUCCAACCCAGUCUCCCCCGGCUGACGCAUCUUUCAGUAACCGCAGGGGAAGACAACUCCCACAAGUGCCAGUGAGGAGCAGCAGUAUAGAACAAGAACAAGACAAAUAUAACUCUUCCACAAAAGCAAGCUUAGUAGUGGAGGAGCGAACAAGACAGAUGAAAAUGAAAGUGCAUCGAUUUAAGCAGACAACAGGGUCUGGUUCUAGUCAAGAACUUGAUCGCGAGCAAUAUUCCAAGUAUAGCAUACAUACAGAUCAGUACCGAAGCUGUGAUAACAUCUCUGCCAAAUCAUCAGAUAGUGAUGUGAGUGAUGUGUCUGCCAUUUCCCGAACCAGCAGUGCCUCACGCCUCAGCAGCACAAGCUUUAUGUCAGAGCAAUCUGAGCGCCCCAGGGGUAGAAUCAGUUCAUUUACCCCCAAAAUGCAAGGCAGACGGAUGGGGACUUCAGGAAGAGCCAUCACGAAGAGCACCAGUGUCAGCGGAGAGAUAUACACACUAGAGCAUAAUGACGGCAGCCAGUCAGACACAGCUGUGGGUACAGUCGGCGCAGGUGGAAAGAAACGGAGAUCCAGCCUGAGUGCCAAAGUGGUAGCCAUAGUAUCUCGAAGGAGUAGGAGUACAUCGCAGCUCAGCCAAACAGAGUCAGGCCACAAGAAGUUAAAAAGUACCAUACAGAGGAGCACAGAAACAGGCAUGGCGGCUGAAAUGAGGAAGAUGGUACGGCAACCGAGUCGAGAGUCUACUGAUGGCAGCAUCAACAGUUACAGUUCUGAAGGAAACUUAAUAUUUCCUGGAGUGCGACUAGGGGCUGACAGUCAAUUCAGUGAUUUUCUUGAUGGACUGGGCCCUGCCCAGCUUGUUGGCCGGCAGACCCUUGCCACACCUGCAAUGGGUGAUAUACAAAUUGGAAUGGAGGAUAAAAAGGGCCAGUUGGAAGUUGAAGUUAUCAGAGCGCGCAGUCUCACACAAAAGCCUGGUUCCAAAUCCACACCUGCUCCAUAUGUGAAAGUAUAUCUUUUGGAAAAUGGGGCCUGCAUAGCCAAGAAGAAGACCAGAAUUGCACGGAAAACCCUUGAUCCUCUGUAUCAGCAGUCCCUGGUUUUUGAUGAGAGUCCACAGGGUAAAGUUCUGCAGGUGAUUGUCUGGGGGGACUAUGGCAGAAUGGACCAUAAAUGCUUCAUGGGCGUGGCUCAGAUCUUGUUGGAAGAGCUCGACUUGUCCAGCAUGGUAAUCGGAUGGUACAAGUUAUUCCCACCGUCGUCCCUGGUGGAUCCCACACUUACUCCCCUGACCCGCCGAGCUUCCCAGUCGUCUCUGGAAAGUUCAACUGGGCCCCCCUGCAUCCGAUCAUAGUGAAUUCAUCCCACACUUUUCCCAUUCAAAGUCUACCUUUCAGUCUAAGAAUCUGAACCAGAUAUUUAAUGAUCAAAAGCAUUGUUGGAGACAGACAAUCAACUUGUGUUUUGUCAGUAGUAGUAGUUUUUCAGUGUGUCCCCAUUGUUGUUUAAAAUACGGCUUCACAUGACAGAACAAGGCAAUCUAUCCAACUACAAGUAAGAAUCCGCAUGCUAGUGAGAGUCGCUGAUGCUUCUAACAAACAAAAAAGAGGAAACUUAAAACACAUACAGACACACACACAAAUUGAACAAACUGGAAACUCUCACUCUGAAAAGUUGUGUUUUACAUGUUUUUGCAAAGACCAGAAUCAGUGUUAUUUCCCUGGUAGUUGAGAAGUUUGUUUGUCGUCUUGUAUGUUUUGUUUGUGUGUUAAUUGUUGGGUUUUGGUUUUUUAUCUGUUUUCUGGGUUUUUGAUUUGUUUUCACCACAUAUUUGUUCUUUGCACAAGAUUUUUGGCUGUCAUGAUGGGCCUCAUGAUGCCUACAGAGACUCUUCCUUUCUUUUUCCAAAAGCACCCCCAAAAAGGGCUGAAGCAGUCUCUGUGGCAUCCCCACCCCCUUCAAAAAGUGCUCAGCAGCUGGACAAGUGAGGCCCAGGACAAGGGAGCCCCAUGACUCUUUUCGGCAAUGUUCAUUUUACAGUUCUUCAAAGUGUUUUUGUU